UACCACUACUCCAACCUCCUGAGCCCCACCAGCAACACUCAGUACUCGGGGCUUCCAGCAGGGGGCUCCCUGGAGCAGUACCGGGACGGACCACUGGGGGGCAGCAGCACCUCUCUGGAGGAGAGGCCCAGAGCCAUCAGCAGGUCGGGAUCCUUCAGGGACAGCACCGAUGAAGUCCAUGGCUCCUCUCUCUCUCUAGUAUCCAGUACUUCGUCCCUCUACUCAGCGGUUCUGUUCUACCUGGAGAAGACGGAGGAGAAAGCUCACUCUGAGGGCCAAACGGGGCAGAACUCCACGCAAAUCCGUAAGCUGCGUCGGGAGCUGGAUGCGUCUCAGGAGAAGGUCGCCACACUGACCUCCCAGCUCUCCGCCAACGCCCACCUGGUGGCAGCGUUCGAGAUGAGUCUGGGGAACAUGACGUGCCGCCUGCAGAGUCUCACCAUGACCGCCGAGCAGAAGGAAUCGGAGCUGGCUGAGUUGAGGGAGACCAUUGAGAUGUUGAAGACUCAGAACACCGACGCCCAGACCGCCAUCCAGGUGGCGCUGAACGGCCCGGACCACCUGAACAAAGACCUGCGCAUUAGGAGGCAGCACUCCUCUGAGAGCAUGUCCAGCAUCACCAGCGGGGCGAGCCACGCCAGCCUGGGCAGCCUGGGGAGGGACCCCGACGAGAAGAAGAGGAAGAAGAAGAGCUGGCUGCGGAGUUCCUUCAAACAGGCCUUCAGCAAGAAGAAGAGCCGCUCCUCCUCCUCCCACGAGGAGUCGGAGGAGAUGAGCGACUCCCUGCCCUCCUCCCCCAAGCUCCCCCAGCGUAACCACGGUGACCAGGCCGACCAGGGUAACCACGGCAACCGCCUGGUCAGCCCCGCCGCCACCGCCGGGCUGCGCUGUUCACCGUCCGGCACGGAGCUGUACGAGUGCUCGGAGGCGGAGACGCAGGUGAUCCUGCAGCUGAAGAACGAGCUGCGGGAGAAGGAGCUGAAGCUGACGGACAUCCGGCUGGAGGCCCUGAGCUCCGCCCACCACCUGGACCAGAUCCGCGAGGCCAUGAACCGCAUGCAGAACGAGAUCGAGACGCUAAAGGCGGAGAACGACCGCCUCAAGUCCAGCGGGAACGCCACGCCCACGGCCACGCCCCUCAAGACGGCCCGCCCCCCCUCCGAGACCUCCAGCACCUCCUCCUCCUCCUCCCGCCAGUCGCUCGGCCUGUCACUCAACAACCUCAACAUCACCGACACCAUCAUGUCAGAUAUCCUCCUUGACGACGGCUACGAGGGCAACGUGCGUAAGGAGGGCCGCAGCGUGAGGAUCGUGGUCUCGGUCAACAGCCACGGCCACAACACCAAGGGCCUGAAAACCCAGGACUACCUGAUCGGGUCCAUCGGGGUCAGUGGGAAGACCAAGUGGGACGUCCUGGACGGGGUCAUCAGACGGCUCUUCAAGGAGUACGUGUUCCGGGUGGACCCGUUGACCAGCCUGGGUCUGGGGUCCGACAGCAUUUUGAGCUACAGGAUGGGGGAGGUGGUCCGAGGGCCGUCCUCCCAGCUCCCCGAGCUGCUUCCCUGCGCCUACCUGGUGGGCCACAACAACCUGAUCCAGGUCCAGCUCAAAGGAGUGAAGGAGAACAGCAUCGACAGCCUGGUGUUUGACACCCUGGUUCCCAAGGCGAUCAUCCAGCGGUACCUCAACCUGCUCUCGGAGCAUCGCCGCAUCAUCCUGUCUGGCCCCAGCGGCACCGGGAAGUCCUUCCUGGCCGCCAAGCUGGCCGCCUACAUCGUCGCCCAGACAGGAAGUGAGGUCACCGAGCACACGGUAGCCAGCUUCAACGUGGACCAGAAGUGCAGCAAGGACCUCCGUCAGUACCUCUCCACGCUGGCUGAGCGAUGUGCGUCGGAGCAGACGGACUCGGACCUCCCCACCGUGGUCGUCCUGGACAACCUGCACCACAUCGGCUCCCUCAGCGACAUCUUCAACGGCUUCCUCAACUGCAAGUACCACAAAUGCCCCUAUGUGAUCGGAACCAUGAACCAGGGCAUGUCCUGCUCUCCUAACCUGGGUCUCCACCACAACUUCAGGUGGGUGCUGUGUGCUAACCACACUGAGCCGGUGAAGGGCUUCCUGGGCCGCUUCCUGCGGCGGAAGCUGAUCGAGACGGAGAUCUCCCGGAACACGAGGAGCACGGAGCUCAUCAAGGUCGUGGAUUGGCUGCCCCGGGUCUGGCAGCACCUCAACGGCUUCCUGGAGGCCCACAGCUCCUCCGACAUCACCAUAGGUCCCCGUCUGCUGCUGUCCUGCCCCAUGGACGUGGCGGGAUCCCGGCUGUGGUUCACCGACCUGUGGAACUACUCCCUAGUGCCCUACCUGCUGGAGGCCGUCCGAGAGGGGCUGCAGCUGUACGGGAAGCGGGCGGCCUGGGAGGACCCGUCCAAGUGGGCCAACGAGACCUACCCUUGGAGCCCCGCCCCCCAGCCCCACGACAGCCAAUCGCUGCUGCUGCAGCUGCGGCCGGAGGACGUGGGCUACGACGGCUUCGGGGGCUCCAAGGACGGCUCCUCCCCCUCCUCCUCCUCCAAGCCCGUCUCCCAGAGCGACACCGAGGGCGACCCGCUGAUGAGCAUGUUGCUACGGCUACAGGAGGCGGCCAACUACUCCACUCAGAGCUGCGACAGCGACAGUGCCAGUCACCAUGACGACCAGCUGGACUCCUCGCUGGAGUCGGCGCUAUGAGGAGUUCUGAAUCCCGGAGCCAAAUCCGAAACACGGACCGAUUCCGGAACAUUCUGCCAGACCGGGUUCUGACGUGGACACACAGAGUCCUACUAUGACCCCAGACGUUACCUUAAAGUAUAUUAUAGUAUGACGACAACCACACACACACACACUCCUCAGAGUUACCUUAAAGUUUAUUAUAGUAUAAUACCAACCACACACACACACACAGUCCCUCAGAGGUUGAUAGCACAAAUCUUAUAAUUCCACGAGGGUUGGACUUUACGACCUGAGGGGGUGAUCAGCACUUUGACCGAUCAAUAAGAGUAUUAUCGU
This is a messenger RNA of Gadus chalcogrammus (walleye pollock), 3045 nucleotides long. It is a transcript of the gene nav3, whose product is annotated as neuron navigator 3. Gene Ontology annotation, biological process: nervous system development; neurogenesis. NCBI's taxonomy places the organism in Eukaryota, Metazoa, Chordata, Actinopteri, Gadiformes, Gadidae. The record is from RefSeq and is a predicted model, not a curated record. Gene Ontology annotation, molecular function: ATP hydrolysis activity; ATP binding. The annotation marks the transcript as partial. The transcript has 23 exons.